Molecule: messenger RNA, 2437 nt
Organism: Scomber scombrus (Atlantic mackerel)
Lineage: Eukaryota; Metazoa; Chordata; Actinopteri; Scombriformes; Scombridae
Gene: slc68a1a
Product: major facilitator superfamily domain containing 13A
Exons: 8
Coding region: 26-1558 (510 amino acids)
Source: RefSeq, a predicted model, not a curated record
GGAGCAGAGUGAUUGAGAAAGAAGAAUGGGCAAGAGUGUCUGGGGCUUCUGGCAAGGCAUCAUCUCUACUGCAGUGCUCUACGGCUCGUUGGCCCUGUUCACCUCCAUUCUCCACAAUGUUUUCCUGCUUUACUAUGUGGAGACAUUUGUGUCCAUCUACAAGAUCGAUAAAGUCUCCUUUUGGGUGGGAGAGACAGUGUUUCUUCUAUGGAACAGUCUGAAUGACCCUCUCUUUGGGUGGCUGAGUGACAGCGCCUUCCUCAGCUCUCCUCAGACUGGCCCCCAGAUCACAACUCCAGAGGUGGUGCUGAAGCGCCUGAAGGCCCUCUCCAUGAAUGGCCCUCUCUUUGCUUUGUCCUUCCUGGGCUUCUGGGUGGCGUGGGCCAGGCCAGGCCUGCAGUUCAUGCUGUGCCUGUGUUUGUAUGAUGGGUUCCUCACCAUGGUCGACCUCCACCACAGCGCCUUGCUGGCUGACCUCGCUGUAUCUGCCAGCGAUCGCACACGCCUCAACUUCCACUGCUCAGUGUUCAGUGCUCUGGGCUCAGUCUCUGUAUUUCUGUCCUACUCUUUCUGGGACAAGGAAGAUUUCUACUCCUUCCGUCUCUUCUGUGUGAGUCUGGCAGCUUUUUCAGUCUUGGGCUUUUUCUCAGUGUCUCGGUUGCUACAGUUUCGUUUUCAAAAGGAAGUCCGUACAAGACAGGAUGAGGCACUCACACUCAAAGAGCUGAAUGUUGGAAAUGCUCCAUUUACCCAACCAGAAAAACCUGUGACCAUUAGACAGUACCUCAAGCAGCUCUCCAAACAAAAGAACUUCAUGUGGUUUGUGUCAAUGAACCUUAUUCAGGUGUUUCACUGCCAUUUCAACAGCAACUUCUUCCCUCUUUUCCUGGAGCAUCUCCUGUCCGACAAUAUUUCUGCUUCUACAGGUUCUAUAUUACUCGGGAUCUCUUAUAUUGCCCCCCACCUGAACAACUUGUAUUUCCUGACACUGUGCCAGCGUUAUGGGGUUUACCAGGUUAUCCGCUGGCUAUUUAUGCUCAAACUGGGACUUAGUGUGGCUAUGCUGCUGGCAGGGGCUGACCACAUUUAUCUGCUGUGCAUCUUCAUUGCUAGUAACCGGGUGUUCACAGAGGGGACGUGCAAGCUGUUGAAACUGGUGAUAUCCGAUCUGGUGGACGAAGACUUUGUGGUCAAUCGACGUCAGCAGGCCGCCUCUGCGCUGCUCUUCGGGAUGGUCGCCUUGUUGACAAAACCUGGCCAGACGUUUGCCCCGCUCAUUGGCACAUGGCUGCUCUGUGUUUACACAGGUUAUGAUAUUUUUGAGAGGGAACCUGUGAAGGACUCUCUGGUUUCUGUGCCUGAUGUUGCCUCUGGCUCGGGGACUCCGCCUCUACGCCUGGGCUGCUUCUACAUGUUAGUGUUUGUGCCUAUCACCUGUGCCCUGCUUCAGCUGGCCGCCUGGUCUCGCUUCACACUGCACGGUCGCAAGCUGCAAGGGAUCAAGACCCUGAGGCAAGGGGCCCAGCAAGGCAACCUAAUCGAUGUCAAGGCCAUAUGAAGUGAAUAAAGCUGGGUGAAGCUGCACAAAGACACUUUUUUUUAAUUGUUAGUUUAGGAAUUUCUUUGAUAAAGGCUUAAAAUACCAGAGACCAGAAAGCUUCUCAGAUGUCUUCACUCUGCAGCCCACCCUUGUGUGCAAGAAUAUGAACCAUUGCACAACAUGUGGCUUUGCACAGUAGGCUGGCAAAUCCCACUGGGAAGAACAUGAAACUGAAAUCUGCCUUAUUUUUUUAUACUAAAGUAUUUACCUAUAUUUAUAUUUGAGCAGAUAAUGACCAAAAGAUAAAGUAAAACCAAUCUAUCCUUUGGAUGCAGAAGGACCAAGACCACAUUUUUCAUUGUGCAGGCCAAAGAUGGGGCCCCCUUUUUUAAAACUGAUAGGAAAGCAUAAUUCUAAUUUGAAAGUACAGUUCGAUUUCAUUGCUGCUAAAUGAUUCAUCAAUAACAAGAGCUCAGUUUAGAGACCAGGAGGAGAGGAGGUUUACCACACUUGUAUUCUGAUUUCUAAUGUGAUAAACAAGAUUAAAUAAAGUUGCAUAAUGUCUACAUAGUGCUAUUGAUACUGCAUGAAACCUGCACUUCAGAGCCAAUUCAUGUUUCUUUUCAUUUACAGAGAAUGUUCGGCCAGUUUUAUGUUGAGAACUGUAUUUUCUGAUAUGUCCAGUAUUGAUGAUGAUGAUGUUUUUGCACAAAACUGCCAUUUGUCUGUUGUACUUCUAACAUUCUGAUAGUGACAUACUGUAUGUACUGUGAUGUGGAUUACUGGAAUUAGGAAAUGAUGCAGACAACCAUGUUAUCGGUUCACUUUUGUAAUUUUUCAGAUUAAACAAAGAAUGUCUGGCAUUACCACAAAUAAACCUAAUCUAUCUUGAUGUCA